ACGCAAUGAAGGGGGAGGAGGAGCAGGCGGUGGAAGAGGAGGUUAACAAGCCACAGUGUACGAGUAUCAAUACGUAGAAGGUGGGUUGGAAGAACGACGCACUUCCAUAAACAGUUAAUAUGAAGGCAAGAAAGUUGGCUGGUGGAAAGAUGCAGUUACAGUGAGAGGUAGAGAACGGAGGUAAUUUGUAAAGAAGAGAAGAGGGGGCGAAGUUAUGUGGAUCAGUGUUCUCAGGGUUGACGUGGGUGCGCCGGAGACGACUUCAGGGAACAUGGCAGCUCCUCAUAAUCCUCCUGUCACUCGCGCCCCUCCGCUUCGCCCAGGUCUGUUACUCUCUCACCGCCCUUCUGCCUUUGCCUCCUCUUCUGCUACCACGCCUGCUACCUCUACUGCUACUGCUACUACCACGCCGCUGUCUGCUGAGUGCUACCUCUCGCCCCAGCCAAGUGCUCCGCCGGCAGAAGAAAUCCAGCCUCGUCUGCCUGUCACUCCCCCGAGCCGAUUCAAGCGUUUUAAGAUCUUCAUAAGGUCUGCCAAUAAAGAGCGAAGAAAGCGAGAUGAGAGGGCGAGGGAUGUGGCAACAGCAAGACAGGUCCUCGCGGCCUACUCACGACCCGGACAAGUGGGCUCCACGCCUCCCACCAGACGCUCCUUCAGGCUAACUGGCGGGGCCCCGGACCCUGGCUGUGGGCACGCCAUGCUGCCGAUGUGGCUGGAGGAGUCCAACGGCGUCACCUUCCCUGUACAUUAUAAUUCAGUGGUGAGAGGGACGGAGCAGGACUCUUCCUUCGAGAGGCGCUGGGACUCCCUCAUAAACAAGAGCAAGGUCCACUCCUCUUGUCAAACGCAGAGGCCGCCAGGCUGGGACAACUUGACUCACCGAAAUGCAAGCGUGAAGAAAGACAAGCGUUCCAAUUUGUGCCCCUCUAUUGUGAUUCAGGAGCCCAGCAGAGCGUGGCCGGCCACCCCUAUAAGCCACAAGCUCCCUGCUCCUCCUGCUUCUGUGCGUUCCCGAGCUGCGGGUCAGCAGACGCAUCAUUCUGCAGCUCACGAGCAGAAUGCGUUCAACAUGAGAAGAUUCUCUGAGCAAAUGGACGAAAUGUUCACAGAUGACUUCCUUCAGAUUCCACUUGAGCCUGCCACCUCCACUUCCAGUCUUGAGUCAGAGUCCUCCACUUCAGAGGUGGCGCAGCUCUCAGCCUCCAUCACUGACAUGGCUCACCAAUCAUUCUUCACCUCAGAUCCACCACAACAACUCUCCUCUGUUUCAUAUGCUGCUCAAGAGACUGCUUCUUCGGACGUUGUUCACCAACUCUCCGUGACUCAGCAAUGUUACUCAGACUCAGGUGACGUUCAGCAACUCUCCACCUCAAGUGAGGCUCGGCUCUCCUCCAUCAGUGAAACUCGGCCUUCCACGUCCAACACGGCGCACCAGGCCUCCUUCCGCGGUGGCAGUGGUGCUCAAGCGUCAUCCUCCAACGCCGGUGACUGUCAUAUGUGGCUCUCGUCUGACAGUUUCUUCUGCGAGGACUUCUCCCCCAGUGAUGGCGACCGCCGGAACGAUGAGGAGGCCGAGUAUCCUCAGCUUGACUCCCUCCACAGUCCAUCCUGUCCCAGCGUGAUGCAGACUGUGAGCCCCAGCACGUGGGCAGACAGAGAGCCAGAAGAUGAGACAGAAGAAGAGGAAGAUGAAAUGCAGUUGUCUGCAUCGUCAUCUCCUAACAGAGUGACUGGGAACACCCAUUCCUUCGACUCCCUGCUGAAUAGUUCAGACACGGCCAUCAAUACGGAUGUCGCGACUCUUCGUGUGGCGGACGCGCCGCGGCGCCAACACUGGGUCCAGUUUGACAGUAUUCCAGUAGAACGGUGGACUUCUGUAACUCCUCCUCUGGUUAUUGCACCGAGCGCUCCACCAGCAGAGACAGAUUUCAGCCAUGUGGAGGCCCCACUCCAGCCUUCCCCACCACCCAGUGUGCCCAGCCUGACCUUUCGAGAGAGGGCAAGGUCCAGUCCUACCCAUGCAGGCAACUACAGUGGCAGGCUGAUCAGGACCUACUCACAGCGAGGAUGUCGAGCGAGUAAGCGUGUCAUCAACUCAGUCAGUCGGCGUAUGAGCGUUACGGAAUACGGCAGGCUUUCUGAGCCUCAGGCGCCCAUGUACUCCAGGGCGGCAAUGACCAUGCAGACUGGACCAGGUCUUUUCGAGGAAACUGCCUCACCUACAGAACCAGAGCAUCCCGGUGACGAGGAGAAGCGAUUCCAGCCUGAAGAGCUAAACAAUAAGCCCAUGUCUUCCCUAAAAGAGCCCGCUGCUCCCCGCCGGGUGGGCUCCAUGCGAGCAUCGCGCAUGUCAGGGGCACUCCUGCGGCGGUCUCUGUCACUUAACUCCCCGCGCAAGGAGUCCACCGAUGUGCCCUUUCAGAAACUGGCGGAACAGCGUCCUGGCUCAUUUCGCAGGGCUUUGGGGGCCUUGGCUCGAAGCUUCAGAAGGAAGUCUAACAAACCAGAUACAGCGACCAAUGAAAACGGUUCCACCACUCACGGAAAGCAGAUGCCCCAGGCCCCGAGGCUACCCCGCAGGGCUGCCAAACAAAGCUAUGCCUCCACCCAUGACUGGGAUCGCCCUGCGAGGUUCGUUUGAAUUCGUGUGUUGCUACUCGUUUUCGGAUCGCGGAGUGUUAACAGCGAGCCUUGAGACGAGGCCCAGUGGCUGGUGCGGGAAACGAGCCUCUUGGCAGCUGACCCUUUCUUCUGUGCUUCAUAUUAUAUGAACUGUUCCCUGUCUUUCUCAAAUUGUGGUGUGCAUGAUUUCUGGCCAUUCUGACUUGAAGGAGGUGCAUGGAUAGUGCAAGGCCGCUAAUUCUUUCUUGGCUACAGACGCAGAAAGCUGCGAUCACUGGAGACCUUGAUGUGUCGCUGACUUGUUAUCAUGACGAUCAAAUAUGAUAUGUAUCCUGAACAAAUAAAAUUUUCCACUUACGCUUUC
Molecule: messenger RNA, 2986 nt
Organism: Portunus trituberculatus (swimming crab)
Lineage: Eukaryota; Metazoa; Arthropoda; Malacostraca; Decapoda; Portunidae
Product: pneumococcal serine-rich repeat protein-like
Exons: 3
Coding region: 215-2641 (808 amino acids)
Source: RefSeq, a predicted model, not a curated record